AUGGCCCGCACACUUUGCCUCGACGUCUCCUUCCACAUCAUGGCUUUCGCUGACGACCCCACCGUCUGUCGCCUCAUGCAAGUCAACAAGUUCUUCAACAUCGAGGGGGCCAAGUAUCUUCUCGAUGACUCGUGCAUCACCAUCGCAUCUAGCCGCCAGCUCGACUCUCUGAUCACCUUCUUGUCCGCAUACAACGGCGCUCGACUCCAGUUCCUCAAAGGCCUUUGUCUGGAGAUGCAGAGUCUGUCGAUUUCCGUCCCAAAACGCUUGGGCGCUCUGUUGACGGCACACACGGACAAGAUUACUAUGACGCUUCUCGAUAUCACACACCUGGACAGCAUCAUCUCAUCUUGCCGUGCUCUGUACGCCGCCUUCGCGUCACUCACCACCAUCACUCACAUCCGCUUCGCCGGGAUCAACACCGUCGGCUCUGGGUUCUUGCGCGACUUCAAGUCCAAGGUCAAAGUCGCCGACCUGCGGUGGGAUCCGACCCCGAACAUCCGCCUCACGGAGAGCGCUUCCGAUGAGGCAAAGAUCCCUAUCUCCGUUCUCAAGAACUUUCAAUCGUCGUUGGUGGACUUGAGCGCCACCAAUGUGAGCUUCCAGCGGUCAAACGGCGACAACACCUUCGACGAGGUCUAUCCCCGCCUCACCGACCUCCAAAUCCAAGGGGUACUGAUCACCGGGAUGCACACCCGCACUCUCGUCCGCGCCUUCCCGAACCUCCAGAACCUCGUCAUGGUGCAGCCGUCGACACACCGCGGAGACGAUCCGACCGCGCUCGACGCGCAGCACGAGCACAACAUCGCCGAACAGCUCGCGCACCGCUCCUGGCCGUCCCUAGAGACCAUCAGCGGCGGCCUCCUCGACAUGUACAUCCUCGCCCCGACCUGCCAGGUCCAGGAGGUGCACGUCACGGGCCCGUACAUGCAGACGCGCGCGCUCCGCCGGCUCCUCAAACGCACGCGCCCCGCGCAGCUCGCCCUCGCGCAGUUCGAGGGGGACCUCUUCACGCCGGCGCUUACGGAGAUGCUGCGCAAACCGUGCGCGGCGCGCGUCGAGUGCUUGGAGGUCAUGUUCAGGAUGGGGUGCACCCUGCCGGCGGACACGAUCGACGCCCCCGUGAUGGUGGAGAGCUGGAUCGCAGCGAUCCGGGGGCUGCCGCGCGUCCGGGUGCUCAGCAUCGCGCUCCACGGCGCGUUCCUCCAGUUCACGCGGAGCGGUCCCCACCGGUUCGAGCCGUCCGCCGCGGAGCGGUUCUUCGCCGCGCUCGACCUCAGCGCGCUCGCCCAGCGGCUCAAGGACACGAUCCCGACGCUCAAGACCGUCGAGCUCACGGUGGAGGGCGUCCGUGGGAGGCGGGAGCCCCGGUGGGUGCGGCUUGGGCCGGAAGACAUGGAGUUCGAGACGUGCGCGGCGGCGACGGCGCGGAUGCUGAACAGUCAGAUGCCGGAGCUGGGGACGUUGGGGACGUUGGGGUUUGUCCACUCGGCGAACUGA
Molecule: messenger RNA, 1500 nt
Organism: Epithele typhae
Lineage: Eukaryota; Fungi; Basidiomycota; Agaricomycetes; Polyporales; Epitheliaceae
Exons: 2
Coding region: 1-1500 (499 amino acids)
Source: RefSeq, a predicted model, not a curated record